Molecule: messenger RNA, 6015 nt
Organism: Coregonus clupeaformis (lake whitefish)
Lineage: Eukaryota; Metazoa; Chordata; Actinopteri; Salmoniformes; Salmonidae
Gene: tmem175
Product: transmembrane protein 175
Exons: 5
Coding region: 828-2174 (448 amino acids)
Cellular component (GO): endosome; lysosome
Molecular function (GO): proton channel activity; potassium ion leak channel activity
Source: RefSeq, a predicted model, not a curated record
CGCCGGCAUCGGCUCUGUGUAGUUUAACGCAGAUGUUCAAAACCGAUGUCAAAGCUGACGUGCAUACCUGUAUAACGUAGGUAGAUGACGUAUUGACGCCACAAAAAAAAUACAACGCUGCACGUGCAACACAGCGUUCCCAACCUAGCCCACAAUGUCUGCUGUGUGGAUCUAUUCUGAAGUUUCAAAAGGAAGGUAACAGAAAGGCCAUAUGCAACGUUUGCGCUGCUAUUAUUUCCCGAGAAGGGGAGAAAGUGAAAUCUUUCAAUACCAGAAACCUAAUUACUCAUUUGAAAGUGCGUCACCCCCAGACGUUCAGCGACUACUUACAACGAAAGCAGAAAGAAAACUAAGCUCUCACACUUCCAACAACUAAACAAGUUCAAGUCGAGCAGUCAUUUGGAAGAGUAAGAACAUUUGGGCGAGACUCAAAGGCCAAAUCCAUCAACGGCAAGAUAAUGGAAUUCAUUGCCCUUGACAUUCUACCGUUCUCUGUCGUUGGAUUUAAGUUGGCUUUCGCCGACUAGUCGAGCACCGGUACACCCUACCAACAGUAUUGUUGAAACGUACAUCCCAUGAGCUACUUGCUGUGGGCGUCACCGCUAUUAGCUUCACGACUGACAUUUGGACCAGCGAUGUCAGCCCCAUGAGCAUGCUGAGUCUGACAGCACAGUGGGUCGACGAGGAUUUCGUACUGAGGAAAGCCGUAUUGCACGCUCAAGAAUGUGCUGGUUCUCAUACCGCUGCUGCCACUUCAAUGGCAUUUGAGAACAUGUUUGAAACUUGGAAAAUCCCCAAGAACAAAGUACACGCUGUGCUACGUUAUCAUGACAAAGGCUUUGGAAGAAUGCGGAGUUGCCAGUUUGCCAUGCAUGGCACACACGCCAGUGGCAACAGGUAGGAAGAUAGCGGGUCAUUUUAAACACUCGCAGCUAGCAUACAGCCGCCUGCAAGCAAUACAGGAACAGUACUUUUUACAUGAUAGAGGGCCUGCUGGAAUAAAAACGAGUGCUUGGUGUGUACGCAGCCGACUCAUGAAUUACCUGCAACAAUCAGUACAAACCAGUGGACUCUCAUUCGAUGCAGACAAGAAACAGUGUUUAGGUGAAAUGUUCCAGACACAGCUGGACAAGAUGGAAACGGACACAGUGACCGUGUCACCGAGAGAGAGGAACCACGACAGAAGAGGCCACGGACAGACAGAACUGAAACUUCACUGUUCGACAUGUAUGAUGAAAUUCUGGUUGAGAACGGAACGACUGAACAACGAAACAGCACAGCAGCAAUCCUAUGUGAUCCUAGCCAUCAUAAUCUUCCUGCCUUACAUCUCCCAGUCUCUAAAAUGGUGCCGCAGCAAAGCUAUUGGUCAGGUGGAGGAGACGCCAGAUUCCUUCCUGUUCUACACGUACCAUCCCAAUGAACCCCUCAGCAAGGAAAGGGUGGAGGCCUUCAGCGAUGGCGUGUUUGCCAUCGUGGCUACUCUACUCAUCUUAGACAUAUGUGAGGACAACGUACCCGACCCAGUGGUGGUCCAGAACCAGUAUGGUGGGAGUCUGGUGGCUGCCCUGCAGGAAUACGGUCCAGAGUACCUGGCCUACUUCGGCUCCUUCGCUACUGUGGCUCUCCUCUGGUUCGUCCAUCACUCCCUCUUCCUUCACGUCACCAGGACCACUCGUUUCAUGGGCCUUCUCAACACCUUCUCUCUGGCCUUCGUAGGGGGCCUGCCCUUGGCCUACCAGCUGACCCACGAGUUCCCCCGUAACUCCCGCAACGAGCUGGAGGCCAUCCAGAUCAGCUGCGUCAUCAUCUUCUUUGCCGGCGUCUUCCAGCUCGCCAUCUGGGUGGCAGCGCUGUUCAGCGAGCGCGAGACACUGCACCCAUACGUGCGCUACGGCGGCCGUGAGCACACCUUCAUGUUGGCCAAGCUGGCUCUGUACCCGUGCGUGGCGCUGGGGACCUUCUUCCUCACCUGCUUUCUCAGUAAGUUCAGCGCGUCUAUUUUCCACAUGAUGGAGAUUACGGUGCCGUUUGCUUUCCUGUUGCUGAGGCUGCUGGUCAGAGGCGGGCUGGCGCUGCUACGGCUCGUAUUCUGUCCUGAUGGGCCGGAGACGAGGAGCGCUCUAGAGGAGGAGGAAGAGGAGGCUAGGAUGCCCUUCAACGCCAUGAUCACUUAGUGGUGGUCAUUUAGCUAGAUGAUCAGAUUAGUUCUGGGUCUGUAUUCACAAAUGUUGCAGAGUAGGAGUGCUGAUCUAGGAUCCGUUUAUAUAAUAAUAGUAUAAUAAUAGUAUGAAUAAGAUGAUAUGGACAGGGGGUACCUGAUCCUAGAUCCGCUUUGUGAAUACAGGCUCUGGACUUGGGGACGUGACCUGUAGGACAGAUAUACUGUAGCCACAGCUUGUCUUGACCUCUAAGGGAGAGUUUGAGUUCCAUUCCAUUUGAACUUGUACUUUCGGUUUGAAUCGACGAGUCGUUUUCUUUUCAAAUUGGUUGGGUAAGUCAAGUGAAAUGGAAUGGAUGAUUUGGAAUGGAAUUGAUCCCACCCGUGGUCUCAAGGUAAGGUGGUAGGUAGGGAAAUGGCACUGAGCUAGAGAGGUGGCGAGUACAACCAAUGUAAUUGACAGUUCUCCAUUUUAUAUAAUUUGUAUCUGACUUCUUGAAUGAUGAUUUAUUUUUUACCCUUGAAUCUAGUUUGUGCCAACAUUAUACUCCAACAGGCACAGGGGUCGCGUUAGAGUUCAGAAAUCUGCGUUUCUAAACCAUUUCACCUGCGUUUUUUAUAUUGAAAGUCCCCCCCUCAAAAAAAAUGUUUUCUUCAAUAGAGUGAUCAAGGGCGUGCUACUAUAGUUUUCCUUCACAGAAAAUACUUUAGUGCAGCAUAUUCACAAAAUGGCUUCGUUUUCAUCAGAUGACAACAGAAGUGCAACGCUAUUUGGCUGGCAGCCACACAAGUAAAUGAGCUUACAAUGAAAAAGCAAGGUAUUUUUUUUUCUAAAACAAUGCAUGGGACAUCAUAUUUCUGUUUAUCAUUUGAAAGAAUGUAGGCGGCUACAUUUCCUGAUGUUUUUCUUUUUAAGUUAAUCUUGCAUUUUACAGGAGAAAAGUAGGCUACACCGAGAAAAGUACCCGAGGAAAGUAGCUCCACAUCAGUCAGAGCGCUGUCUGCUGAAUAAAACGCCCCUUGGUGAAUUCCCGUCCGAGUGGAGAUGUGAAACUGAAGCACAAAAUUAGUCUGAAGCCGUGCAGAAAUUACAAUAAGAAGCAUUUCUAGAUCUGCGUUUAUAAAAGUGUUUUAUCUUCUUUUUUUUUUUUUUUUUUGCAUGAAAAACGCUGAAUUAUGCAUUAACGUGACCCCUGAGGCAAAGGAGUGAAAUGUUAGCACAGACUUAAUUUCAAGCUAAGUUUAUUUUUGGGUUUUCAUUCAUUCUGAAUAUUGCACAAAAUCAUCAUCAUGUCCACUUCCAACAUACUGUGGCAGAUGAAAUGGAAGGUCUCCCGUGUACUGUCCAUCUAACAUACAGUACAUAUUGACCACCGAGUUUAAUCACUGAGUAACAAUUUACAGGAUUGUCAAAUGUACAGUAAUAUCAAGUAACAAAGUAUCAAUUCUACAAUCUUUAAAAAAACAAAUAUGUAUAACAUCAAUCCAUGAGUGUUCAGCAUGAAUCUGACCAAGAGGGUAACUUCACUUUUCUCAGUUCUGAAUACUAUAAUAACAGUCCACAGGAAUGUACUCACAUUAAUGAGUUGGGUCAACUUAUGUCAAUAUACUUACAUUUAAUGUGUUGGGUGAGCUCAUAAUAUUGCACUUCUUAUUUUACACAAUGAAAAUCCCUAUGCUUGGGCAUACACUACAAGACCUCUAAAAUCUUAACAACUUGGAAUUGCUCACAUUUCCCGAUUUUCCGUGUCCCAAGUCUUUCAUUCCGUCCAUCCUCAACCCCAGGAUGUGGGUGCUCAUGUUACACGAUGAUUCCCUAGUUGAUCCUGCCCAGUGUUUCUCGGUUGUCAUAGGACACACUCGGUUGUCAUAGGACACACUCGGUUGUCAUAGGACACACUCGGUUGUCAUAGGACACACUCAGUUGUCAUCCCGACACGCAAACAGCGAGCUGCUUUAUUAGUGUGACCAUUAUUAUGUGCAGAAACAGACGGAGGCGCAGAAUAUGGACUAUAAGAAAUAAUGAUAAAAUGAAAGUAUAUUUUUUGGUGUCUGUCAUGGUGGAGUUAGUUUUGCAUGGCCCGAUUUUGAGUGGAUUUCACUUAAGGACCAAUGGAAUGGUCUAAAAUGAUGAAACGCUGCUCAUCGGGGGCACCGGGCCAUGUAAAACGAACUCUCUCAUUGAAAACGCAGCCGUGUUCUCUCCACAGCUCCACCAAUCAGUCUCCCAUCACCUCGGUUCUCACCGUGCGUGUUGUUGUUGUUACUUUCCUCUUCCGACAGAAUUGUUUUGGUCUCACAUGCGGAGUUCUCAUUGGCUAUUGGCAGCAGACCUUGCCCAAUCGCGUCGUAGCACUGCUCAUACUACAAGAUGCACAACCAACAUUUCAGACGUCAGAAAAUAAAUCGGGACAGAGGUCUGGAGAACGGAACAGCCAUCAUCCGUGCGUCCUUAGACCCGCUCAAACUACUAAGAGUCCCGACGUACUGAUGAUCCUAACCCAAGUUCAUAGGAUUUCAACCCGGUCAUGAAAAAAUGUCUGGGACGGCAGAAACGUGUAGUGUAUGCCCGGCAUUAGCUGUGCACUUUAGAUUAGAAUUGGAAAGGUCCCCAUUUAAAAUGAUCAAGUAGCAUUCUUUCUGCACUUAUGCUAGUUUGUUACAUUCUGAAUUACAUUUUUAAAUUAAGUAAAAAGUAAGGUUAAUUUGUGUGCAUCAAUUGUGAAUAGCCAUUCUCAUCCGUUCAGACAUGUUGUACUCGGAGUAGAUUCAUUUCUUGGCCAUGUAACAUCAAACCAUAGUAUGACAUACAAUGAAAUUACCAACCCACUCAAGACAUGGUUGCAGACAGUGAUUUAUUUAAUAUAGAUGUUUAAUGUUACAUUAGAUUGAAAUGUAAAACGGUUUUCUUUGCAAUUUUCUGGAUGUGAUGAUGUUUAUUUUCCUAUAAGGUCACUGUUAUUCAAAAUAUCAUUAAGUUACAAUGUUAUUGCUGCAAUACUGUUUGAUUUGUGUUUGACGUUGAAAAAGCACUUUAAUUCAGAAUGCUUCAGUGUUGUCUGCUUAGAGCUCAAAUAAGGGAUCAAAUGUAAUCUCUGUUAACCCAGAACUAAUGUCUUGCGUAAUUUGUCAGCUGCUUGAAGUUCUGGGUCCAUACGUGUUAGAAUAAGGAGCUGAACCGGAACGAGAAGCUCCUCCCGUUCUCUUUGCAAGGUACAUGCCGAAUGUCCCCUCCCCAUCCGAACACCUGCAAAAUCGUGAUUUGUCUAAAUAACUUGUGAUGAAAAACCCGAACACCGGAACCGCUGCUGCUCCAUUCCAAUUCUGCAGUACCAGUUAUGUUUAUGUAGAUCUGUUCUCGAGAGAUUAAAGCUAUACGAGUGCUGUGUCACUCAUCGCUAACACUGCAAGUUCAAUGUCCAAUUGCAAGUCCUUUUUUAAUAUAAUCAAUAAACUGCUUUAAAAAAGGCACAAUCUGUCAGUUUAUUUUUCUUUGAAAAUAAAUAAUGUACUAAUCUUUCAUCCAGAGGACUGAUCUAGGAUCAGACCCCCCCCCUAAAAUGCAAAACUGAUCCUCGAUCAGUCCUCGCGCUCAGUCCACAGAAGAGGACAGUUAUUAUUUCUAUAUGGGAAAGAAGCCAGGAAGCACAACAAAAUGUACUUCUGGAGGAAAUAAAUUAAAUACGUAAAAACCCGGAGGAGAAUCAAAGGAAGCAAGCGUUUCAGACCGUGCUUUGGUAAACGUUUGGUAAAGUUUCUCUCUCUGCUAAUCAGAAGAGAUGAAGGGUUGGAUUCAUUCAGACACGAUGGGAAAAAAAUUCCAGUGCAAAAAAAAAAAAAUAAAUUAUUACAUUCAA